UGUGAUCCAUUCAUUUCCAGUAAAAGCCUUUUUGUAGCCGUCGUCGGUCAUUGCGAUUCUGGAUGGGCCUACUUCGACAAAACCGACUCGUGUUAUAGGGUGAGUAGCAACAUUCUUCAUGUAAUAAACAUCUCCAAGGCCGGUGUUGAAUACAAGAAAGCCGAUGAUCUAACAUGGAUUGGUCUAAAGCAGCAAAACUAUCCUACGUCAGAGGCAUGGACAUGGACUGAUGGUACACCAUUUGACUACAAUGCUUGGGGUCCUUCUCAACCGGUAGAUAAAAAAGGACGUGACCAUUGCGCUCAGGUUGUCCUUUUUCAAUGUUCUCAUUGCAGUAGUAGUUUUAGGCCGAUCUGA
This is a messenger RNA of Haemonchus placei, 357 nucleotides long. NCBI's taxonomy places the organism in Eukaryota, Metazoa, Nematoda, Chromadorea, Rhabditida, Trichostrongylidae. The record is from the annotation of a GenBank genome assembly.